UCACCCAUUGGCAGAGUCACGCAGCUAGUUUUGGGCCUUUGUCUGACGUGCGUAAUUACGCACCGCUGCUUUUAAGGCCCACCUCUCCCGUGUGAUGAGAAGCGUCAACAACAUUUUUCAUCGCAGUGACGUGCGCAUAUUCGGUUAGGAAUGUGUGAGGUUGAUUAAAACUGGAGCAUAUCUCCACCAUAGAGAGGAAGAGGCUCCUUUAAAUAAAUCCACUCGCCCAAUGUGGCGCGUAGAGAGAGAGAGAGAGCUCCAGUAAACAACAACACGGUUCUGGGAAGUCUUUUAGCGGCUUCAGAUCUUCACUUCAACAUCACUGGAAGCGCGUAAGGACAAUCCCAACGUUGUAUUGUGAUCAAUAUAUUCAUCGCUUCCAUUGCGGAAGUGAAGAGCAGCACAAAACCAGUCGCCUUCGUACUGUGGGGACAUCCAGUGGCCAAAGCAGGUACUGCAUCUCUUUGCAGCUAUGUACGGGUCUUCCGGCAUCCCCGAGCUUAUUCCACCCACAGCGCCGCCUCUGCAGCCCGGUCAGGGGGGACAGCACGGCCCGGGUCACGGCCAGGGCGGCGGCCCCAACGGUCCCAACCCCCAGAGGCUGGGCCAGAGGGCCCCCAAGCUCGGCCAGAUUGGUCGCUCCAAGAAAGUGGACUUGGACGAUGAAGUGCUGGACGACAUCAUGAACAACAAUGGCCAAUGUCCCGUGUCCAUCCCCAUGUCCUGAAUGAGGAACUCCCCAACCAAAACGUAUCCAUGCUUGAUGCCAAGUGUCUCCAGUGAAGGCUGGUGAUGGCGCAACAAGGCCCAAAGAGGGGCGGAGCCUACGCCUUCAUUGUAAAUCAUAUCACUUCUUUUCAGAUAUUUCAUGGGUCUGUUUACCCCUCCCGCCCAUCUCGGGAGGUCCGAGCCGACUUCUAGACGACAGCUGCUUGUGUGGAGUUGCACUGAUGGAGUGUUUUGGUACGAAGCUGUGAUGGCGUUAAAGCACCCUGCUACCUUGCAGGUUGAGUGUCUUCUAUACUGGUCAAGUGCUUUCUGUAUUAAAGAGUAGAUGAAAGCUUGUUAGUUAUGACAUUUCAAGAAAAACUACUGAUUUCUGUUAAAAUAUGAAGAGAAACACUGUUGUGCUGGGUUUUUUUCAAAAUGUAAUUAUUAAAUGGUUAUUUUUGUUGGUUUGCACUUUGUGGGAAUGCCUUACGUUACGUGCAGUGACGUGUUGCAUACUUCUAUGCAUGGAGUCUGUAAGAGCAUCAUCCCCAAACUCAAUGAUCCCCGUCUCUAAAGGGCUACAAGUAUGUGGUAGUGUUUUUCUCAUCGCACCGCUGUGGCCUGCAUGCUGACGGCCGAGUCGCUGUGGCAACCGGGGGACAUCAACCUGUACAGUUGUGAAUGUUUCAUUCAGUGACACGCUACAGGUGUCAAUGGACAGGACAAGACAAUCCCACCCUCACGAGAAGCACCAAAUAAAUGACUUCUAAUUAUUGUUGUUGUUGUUGUCCAGAAAUGCUUGUGUUGAUAAAAUGUGACUUAUUUAUUUUUUAAUCUUUUGGCUGUAAAACAACUUAUUUUUUUUAUCAAGAUGUUAUCUUAUUUGAAAAGUGUCUGCUGUUUGCAUGGAAGUGGUCAAUCUUUUAAACUGCAUCCAGGGAAAUAAAAGACAUAUCCUCUUGGGAUAUGUGUUGUUUUUUUAAAACAGUUUUUCAAAUAUUAUAUUGUAUUUAAAACACCCAACACUUGUAACAAUCAGUGGAAGUUGUUUUUAGCUCAGCAGGUGUCCACAGCGUGACAGGUUGCCAGGUUGCACAUAGCAUGCCGCACAGAAUGAUGUUUAACACGUUAGCGUGAAUUUUGUAUUUUUAUCCAAGACACCGGUUUGUGGUUUGGUUGUGUUCAUGAGGAUAAAAUCUGAAGAAUGCAUGUGAAUGCAUUUUUUUUUAUUACAUCACCAUGGAUAAUGUUGCACAACCUUUAUUUUUGACACAAACAUAUGCUAUACAUGCAGAGUAUGUAAUGUAAAAAAAAAAUCCAUCUUGGAAGUGUAAAAGUCAUCCUACAUUUGGCAAAAAUAAAUAGUUGCAAACCCA
Molecule: messenger RNA, 2087 nt
Organism: Dunckerocampus dactyliophorus (ringed pipefish)
Lineage: Eukaryota; Metazoa; Chordata; Actinopteri; Syngnathiformes; Syngnathidae
Exons: 3
Coding region: 473-727 (84 amino acids)
Biological process (GO): negative regulation of protein kinase activity
Molecular function (GO): protein kinase binding; calcium-dependent protein kinase inhibitor activity
Source: RefSeq, a predicted model, not a curated record